Molecule: messenger RNA, 2006 nt
Organism: Eutrema salsugineum
Lineage: Eukaryota; Viridiplantae; Streptophyta; Magnoliopsida; Brassicales; Brassicaceae
Product: monogalactosyldiacylglycerol synthase 1, chloroplastic
Exons: 8
Coding region: 220-1824 (534 amino acids)
Biological process (GO): glycolipid biosynthetic process
Molecular function (GO): hexosyltransferase activity
Source: RefSeq, a predicted model, not a curated record
GAAUAUUCGGAUAAGUUUCUCGGUUUAGCGAAAGCAGUCAUCUUCUUAUAUCAAACAACAAAACUCCAUCUUCAUCUUCCUCAAUCCAUCCACUCUGCUCCCAAAAAUCCUAUCUUGUGUGGCUGGAAUCCGUUCUUGAUCAUUCAUGGCGCCAAAUUACUCCAUUAAUUGAAAUCUCUCUCUCCAUCUCUAGCAGAGACACUCUUCUAUAUAUCAACAAUGCAAAACCCUUCAACGGUUACACAGGAAUCAGCAGCAUCCACCUUUGAUUUCUUCACACGGCUUAGCGGUUUAGCCUCAAGAAAUCGAUCUCCGUGUUCGAAUUCGGAUGGGUAUGCUUUCUCAACGCCCAAUGCCCUGUUCUUCAAUGGUUCCCGGACUUUACCCGCUCAAAGGACGCGAAAAGCCCUAGCGUCCCUGAGCUUGAACACUAGGAGCAGUGCCUGUUCGAGCCUUCGUAGGUUUAUCGGCGAUUUCAACAGCUUUAUUAAGUUUCACUGCGAGAAGGUGGUUCCUGAGAGCUUCGCCUCCGUCGGAGGAAUAGGGGUUUCGAGCGACGAGAACGGGGUUAGGGAAGAUGGGACUUGUGGGGUUUUGGGGGAGGAGGGUUUGCCAUUGAAUGGCGUCGAAGCUGAUCGGCCCAAGAAAGUGUUGAUUUUGAUGAGUGAUACUGGUGGUGGUCACAGAGCUUCUGCGGAAGCCAUUAAAGCUGCAUUUAACGAGGAGUUUGGGGAUGAGUACCAGGUGUUUAUUACGGAUUUGUGGACAGAUCAUACGCCCUGGCCUUUCAACCAGCUUCCCAGGAGCUAUAAUUUUCUUGUGAAACAUGGAACUCUAUGGAAAAUGACUUACUAUGGUACGGCUCCACGCGUUAUUCACCAAUCUAAUUUUGCAGCAACUUCGACUUUUAUUGCCAGGGAAAUCGCCCAAGGGUUGAUGAAAUAUCAACCAGACAUUAUAAUCAGUGUUCACCCAUUGAUGCAACAUGUCCCACUUCGUGUCCUAAGAUCAAAGGGGUUGCUUAAGAAAAUCGUCUUCACCACUGUUAUUACAGACUUGAGCACUUGCCAUCCAACAUGGUUUCAUAAGCUUGUGACAAGAUGUUAUUGCCCAUCAACGGAAGUGGCUAAAAGGGCGCAAAAAGCUGGACUUGAAACAUCACAAGUCAAAGUUUACGGGCUUCCUGUUCGACCUUCCUUUGUAAAACCAGUUCGCCCAAAGGUUGAAUUAAGAAGAGAACUAGGGAUGGAUGAGAAUCUUCCAGCUGUAUUGUUAAUGGGCGGAGGAGAAGGAAUGGGUCCCAUCGAGGCAACAGCAAGAGCACUUGGAGAUGCUUUGUAUGAUGAGAGUCUUGGUGAAGCAGUUGGUCAGGUUCUUAUUAUCUGUGGACGGAACAAGAAACUCCAAAACACAUUAAGUUCCAUAGAUUGGAAAGUACCAGUCCAGGUUAAGGGGUUCGUAACGAAAAUGGAGGAGUGUAUGGGUGCCUGUGACUGCAUCAUAACAAAGGCUGGUCCAGGAACAAUAGCUGAAGCGAUGAUAAGAGGGCUACCGAUAAUCUUAAACGGCUACAUCGCUGGUCAAGAGGCGGGGAAUGUGCCGUACGUGGUGGAGAACGGAUGUGGGAAAUUCUCGAAAUCACCAAAAGAGAUAUCCAAGAUUGUAGCGAAUUGGUUCGGACCGGGAUCGAAACAGUUGGAGAUAAUGUCACAGAAUGCAUUGAGGCUGGCUAGACCAGAAGCAGUGUUCAAGAUAGUCAGAGAUAUGCACGAGCUUGUCCGACAGAGAAAUUGUCUUCCUCAGCUCUCUUGCACUGCCUCCUAAUACUAUGCUGUUGUAACUUGUAUAACUCCAUUCAUUCAAAUCAAAAAUCUUCUUUUCUUUUUGUUCUAGACAAGAGUGUAACGAUAUAUCAUAGUAUUUUUUUUUUUUUUUGCCCUUAAUGCAAAUGCUUAAGGCCGAUUACUCACUUUUGAAUAAUGAUAAUUUUGAAAUUAAAUUCCCAA